AUGCAUUUUGCACUUCCUCCUCGCAAGACAUCGCAACCGCCUCCGUACGCCAGAGCCUCUCGCAAGACUUCAUACUUUAGACAGCAACAGUUGAGGCUUGUUGGAUAUAUUGUCUGCGGCAUCCUCACAAUCUACCUACUGUUUCAUUACGUUUCCUUCUCAGAUGCAUUGGUGGAGUCCGCACCUCCUGGUACACCACCCGUCGUGAUUGUCACAGUCCUAGACGAACAGCACAUGAGUGAUGAAUAUAUCACAAACAUUAGAGCUAAUCGCAAAGACUAUGCGGCGCGUCAAGGCUACGAGAACUUCUUUACCAGCGUUGCCAACUACACCCGCUACACAGAACCGUCACCCUCUUCAUGGACCCUGAUUCCUGCUCUCCGCCACGCCCUCACGAAAUACCCGCACAGCACCCAUUUCUUCUCCCUCUCACCCUACGCUCUAAUCAUGUCACCCUCUCUUUCGCUUGAGGAACAUGUUCUUGCACCUGCUAAACUCGAAUCUGUUAUGCGAAAAGAUGUACCCGUUGUCCCUCCCGAUUCUGUCAUACAUACUUUCAGCCAUUUGAAGGGCAACAAAGUGGACCUUGUUCUGACGCAAGACACGGAAAAUCUGGGCCACGGUAGCUUUAUCUUGAGAAGAGGGGAAUGGGCCAAAUUCUUCCUUGAUACAUGGUUCAAUCCGCUGUAUCGUACAUACAAUUUUCAAAAAGCAGAAGGACAUGCUCUAGAGCAUAUUGUGCAAUGGCAUCCCACCAUUCUAGCGAAGAUGGCUCUGGUACCACAACGACUCAUGAAUAGUUAUAGCGUUGAUGUUCGUCCUGCCCAGGGCAAAGACAAUGAUCAACUCCAAACACACAACGCCUUGUUUCAAGAUGGGGAUCUAUUGGUUCACUUCUAUGGCUGCAGAGCGGCACCCGAGAGGGACUGUGAAAGGGAAAUGAAGCCAUAUUAUGAAGAUUGGCAGAGAGAAGUCCAGAGAUUGGAUGACCCCAAGAUUCCGAGGCCAAGGAACGCCUUUAUUCUUUACCGCCAGCAUCACCAGGCCGCUGUUGUCGCAAAGCAUCCAGGGCUUCCCAAUCCUGAAAUAUCUAAGAUUAUUGGAGAGGAGUGGAGAGCACUUCCUACAAAGACCAAAAACCAGUGGAAAGCUCUUGCAGAAGAGGAAAAGCUUCGGCACCAACAGCAGUACCCAGAUUACCGCUAUCAACCACGAAGAUUUGGACGCAACGGCAAUCCGCAGACUAUAUCUACCAUCAAUUCAACUGGACCAAGUGGGAAUUGUCUUCGCUGCGGCGGCAAAACCAUGAAUCCACCUGUGACGCCCAAUACGCCUCUGUUCCCGAAUGGAGGUCCUUCCGCAGGCAUGAUCCGCUCACCUUCUACCGUCAACACUGUCGCGGGCCAGCCAUCGCGGCGACCCCAUCCACUAGCACAUGCAAAUCUUCACCGUCAAGUACCUUACACGGUCUCCAGUCCACCCCCACCUGGGUCCGCACUGGCGCGCGUUCGGCCAUUUAGCGAAGUCUUUGCUGGUGGUGUGCCUCCAUCCAUGUCAGAGGCAGAAUACCGAGCUCGCUUUGCCAAACAGCCCAUGUCGCCAGAUCCCAAGCGCAGACGCUUCAAUGGACCCGGGGUGAUGGUCCCACCUCGAGGAGCAGAUCUGACCAGUCCGACCGCCGCCUAUUCCGGUGGACCUCCUUAUUCGCCACGAAGAGUAUCACUACCUCGACCAGCAGAUGGAGUCAUGCAUCCAGUGCACCAAAGAGCGGUGGCUCAAAGCAAGGCACAACGAUCCAACUAUCCCCCUCAGCAGCCGCGAUAUGCUUCGGUUGAUGUACGGGAUCCCAAUUUGACGCUGGCACCACUGCGAACGCCUAGUUCUGCUGCAGCUUCGGCAGCCUCGACCGGAUCGAAAAGCACGAGCAGUGGAGCCACCGCGGAGGCCCAGAUCAUGUCGAUACCCGCAGUCAACAAACUCCGCUUACUCGCUAAGGCUGCGCCGCCACUCCCCCACCCAGGUGUCAUUCCCACGGCAAAAUCACCUCUCAUGACUUCUCACUCGGAGACUCGAGGAGCAAUACUUGCCAUCGAAGGCUCAGAAGAAGACGUUCGUGUCGUGACUGAUUGGCUUGCCGAGUUUCUGAGGAACGAGAGUGAAGAGUUCAUCGUCCGGGCAUUUCUGGGUCCAGAUAUCAGUAGCGUGAUGGCCGAAGCAAGCGGCGAGGACGAGGCCGACAUGGUGGGAACACAACAGCAAAGAUACCUCAAAACGAUCAGUGAGUGGCAUUGGGUGAGUAAGGAGGUGGUCAAGUUCGUCACGACAGCACCGAAGGCGGGUAUCAGAACUCACAACGCUGAUAGUGGCGCCGAAGAGCGCAGACACAAGGACAGGAACAACCAAGACGAUGGAAUGGAAAUGGACGCGGCCUCCAGCUCCUCACCAACCUCAGCCGUCUCCCCGCGAACCAUCACGCAAACCGAACGACUCAGCCUGAAAAGCCCAAUCACAAUCAACGAUCACGCCCUAAACACCUCCCCUCCACCACCACCGCCACCACCCCCAACAGCCGCCGCACCAACCCCUCCUCCUCCCUCACCAUCACCCACCCACCAGCAAAAUACUCCUCCUAACCAGCCCCAAACCCAAGCCCAAGCCCAGUCCCAGUCCCAGACCUUCCCCAUAGCCCUCCUACCCCGCUACCAACUCUCCACCGUCGACACCGCCUCGCUCACCAUGCCCAUCACCGACUCCUACCUGCCCAUCGACCACUGGCAAUGGGCCGCCGCACUCUGGCGCGGCUGCGUCGGCGCCGACGUCACCAUCGUCAUCCAAGACGACCGAGGCAGCGGGAACUACGGAUCCGCUUCCAGCGUCGGGAGCGGUUCCAACGCGGCGGCGGGGAGCGUGGGGUCCGGGAACGGGAGCGCUGCCGGGUUGAGCGGUGGAGGAGGAGGAGUCGAGGUCAGGCUUGGAGCCGGCGAUGUGCGCGCCGUGAUCGUCAGGAAGGGUGCUGUGGGUGGUGGUGGUGGGGGGGCCGCGAAUGCAGGCGAGAGGAGGGGGGUGGAGCCUGGCGCGUGUUGA
Endocarpon pusillum Z07020 is the source of this 3084-nucleotide messenger RNA. RefSeq lists its product as uncharacterized. Gene Ontology annotation, biological process: protein N-linked glycosylation. Bases 1 to 3084 code for a protein of 1027 amino acids. Gene Ontology annotation, molecular function: alpha-1,6-mannosyltransferase activity. The record is from RefSeq and is a predicted model, not a curated record. The transcript has 6 exons. Lineage: Eukaryota; Fungi; Ascomycota; Eurotiomycetes; Verrucariales; Verrucariaceae. Gene Ontology annotation, cellular component: mannan polymerase complex; Golgi membrane.